AUGCGACUACUUAAUCAGCCGCUGUUGCGCAGCUACAUCUGCCCAUCAUGCCAGUCUAGUAUAACAAAAGGCGCCCGUCGAGCUUUCUCAAGCACACCCAAUGCUCGUGCAAACCCCGACAUUUACGACGUCGUCUGCGUUGGCGGGGGUCCUGCAGGUCUCGCACUUGUCGCGGCGCUUCGGGCAUCACCAGUAACCUCCAACCUCAGAAUCGCAUUAAUCGAGAGCCAAGACCUAAACAAAUCGCGUACCUGGAACCCGCCCUCGAGUGAAUUCUCCAACCGAUGCAGCAGUCUCACGCCCACUUCGGUCUCCUUCCUACAGAAAAUCGGCGCCUGGAAGCUUGUCGACAAUUCACGAGUUCAGCCAUACCAUGAAAUGCAGGUAUGGGACGGACAGACCGGGUCGAAGAUAUCCUUUGACUGGUCGGUGGACACAUCGCCUUUCGAGGAUAUACGGUCAGUGGCUACGAUGACGGAGAAUGCCAAUCUUGUCCGAGGUCUACUACGGCGAAUUCAGGAGCUGGAUGAAAGCAGCAACGGCAGUGACAAUGGCUCGCUUUCGAUAUUCUCGAACACAAUGGUAUCGUCUAUCGAGAACGGCUCUCAAGCCGCGGACGGUCCCAAUCUGUCGGCAUGGCCCGUUGUGUCCCUCAAACCGUCACCAGCGUCUUCGUCUUCGGUAUCCGGACCUAUCGCUGCGCGACUCCUCAUCGGCGCAGAUGGAAUCAACAGUCCCGUCCGCUCAUUUGCCGACAUCACCACCACCGGAUGGGACUACGACCGCCAGGGCGUCGUCGCAACCCUCUCUCUCUCCGAAGAAUUCUCCUCUCUUCCAAACAUCCGAACAGCCUAUCAACGCUUCCUCCCUUCACUCGGCGGACCAAUCGCCCUCCUCCCGCUCCCAAACAACAAAGCCACAUUGGUCUGGUCCACCAAACCAGAGAACGCAGCGUACCUCAAAUCCCUCCCCGAAGAGGCGCUCGUAGCCAUGAUCAACGCCGCAUUCCGUCUCUCCAUGACCGAUUUGACAUAUAUGCUCUCUAUUGACCCUGCUGCCGAAAAAGGUCAACAUCAAGAUGAACUCACCUGGCGAACUCAACAUACCCCUCAACCAUCGUACAUCCCACCACUAGUUACAUCCAUCCAGCCCCGCACCACAGCCUCGUUCCCGCUACGUUUCCGACACGCAUCAUCCUAUAUCUCUCCCCGGGUCGCUCUUGUGGGUGACGCAGCGCACGUAAUCCACCCCUUAGCCGGCCAGGGCCUAAACCUAGGGAUCGGAGACGUCUCAUCCCUCAGCUCCACAAUCGAAUACGCCGUCAACCACGGUAUGGAUAUAGGCGACUAUCUAGCUCUGGAGCCGUACAUGACUGCACGCUACGCUGCAAACACAAAGGUUGGCGGGAUGUGCGAUUUAUUACACAAGGUGUAUAAUGUGCCUGGUAAUGGACCAAUACCGUUUGUGCGGAGUUUGGGGUUGGGAGUUGUUGAUAGCGUGCCGUGGUUGAAGGGGUUUAUUAUGAAGCAGGCUGAUUAG
This is a messenger RNA of Talaromyces marneffei, 1539 nucleotides long. RefSeq lists its product as uncharacterized. Gene Ontology annotation, biological process: ubiquinone biosynthetic process. Gene Ontology annotation, cellular component: mitochondrion. The coding region runs from base 1 to 1539 and encodes 512 amino acids. The record is from RefSeq and is a predicted model, not a curated record. Lineage: Eukaryota; Fungi; Ascomycota; Eurotiomycetes; Eurotiales; Trichocomaceae. The transcript has 2 exons. Gene Ontology annotation, molecular function: 2-octaprenyl-6-methoxyphenol hydroxylase activity; FAD binding; oxidoreductase activity, acting on paired donors, with incorporation or reduction of molecular oxygen, NAD(P)H as one donor, and incorporation of one atom of oxygen.